AUGGUAGUUAAGAAAAGACAAACGGUUAAAAAGAAGUUUGUUUCAUUUUCAGAUGACGAUGUUUUGUCCAGGGCCAAUCGUUCUACAAAAAGUAAUACGCAUUACGAUAGCCCACCGGUUUAUGUCAGAAGAACACCGUUGACAAUUCCAAUCCAUCUACCUGUAUUAUGUUAUUGGUUUGCAAAAUGCUCAAAGGACUAUGAUAUUGUGAGGGCGUUAUGGUACUUGGCACCAAGCCAGCUGUUAUACUUAGUUCUUCAAUUUAACAGAUGUACAGUGUAUGGUAAUAAGAUUAUAAAGACCAAUCAUUCAUUAUUAUUAGUGUCUGCGGGAACUACAUUCCUAUUGACCAUUCCAUGUAUGCUAUUCAUUAUUCUGUUUGGUGCUCCCAUUUCUGAACUGUUGAAGAAAACGUGGCUGUUGUCACUGCACUGUUGUGUAUUGGCGUAUCCUGCAAUAUAUUCGGUUUACAACAGUGAUUUUAAAGUAGGCUAUUUUAAAAAGUACUUUAUUUCAAUUGCUAUAGGAUGCUGGAUCAGCUGUGUGGUAAUUCCACUCGACUGGGAUAGACCUUGGCAAGCAUGGCCAACUCCUAUUGUAAUUGGUGGUUACAUUGGUGCAUUUUUUGGUUAUACUUUUGGCAGCUUUUUAUAG
Messenger RNA from Eremothecium cymbalariae DBVPG#7215, 654 nucleotides. RefSeq names its product mannose-ethanolamine phosphotransferase GPI11 (gene GPI11). NCBI's taxonomy places the organism in Eukaryota, Fungi, Ascomycota, Saccharomycetes, Saccharomycetales, Saccharomycetaceae. Gene Ontology annotation, biological process: GPI anchor biosynthetic process. Gene Ontology annotation, cellular component: endoplasmic reticulum membrane. The coding region runs from base 1 to 654 and encodes 217 amino acids. The transcript has a single exon. The record is from RefSeq and is a predicted model, not a curated record.